Messenger RNA from Tympanuchus pallidicinctus (lesser prairie-chicken), 4513 nucleotides. It is a transcript of the gene TSGA10, whose product is annotated as testis specific 10. The transcript is spliced from 17 exons. The record is from RefSeq and is a predicted model, not a curated record. Lineage: Eukaryota; Metazoa; Chordata; Aves; Galliformes; Phasianidae. The coding region runs from base 54 to 2258 and encodes 734 amino acids.
CCCGGGGCUGGGAGCGAGAGUAGCGGGCGCUUCACGCCGCCCGGGCAGCCACCAUGAGCACCCGGCGGUCCCCGGGACGCCGGAGGGGGAGGGCGGAGGCUCGCCCCAAGGCUGAAAAUCUGAAGAAAAUAAACCAAGACUUAAGGCAACAUGUCCUACAACUGCUUAAUAAGAAGCAAGUGGUUGAAAGACAAGUGGAUAGUUUGACCUGUAAAAAUGAUCACCUGUGUAAAGAACUUGCUGUAAUUGCCAAACUAUCUGAGCAGCUGGAAAAGGAAAACGAGUUGUUACUGAACACCACUGAUAAGGAGCUAGAAGAAGCAAAGACUCAAGUUCGACGCCAGCAGAACAGCAUAAAGAAGCUGGAACACACGGUGAAAACACUGAAAUCUGCUAUUCUGCAAACAGAGAAUGAAAUAAGGCAAGGGAAAUCACCUUCAAGGCUUGAUACAUUUAUUAAGACACUGGAAGAGGACAGAGACUACUAUAAAAGCAAGACUGAGAAUUUGCUGAGGGUGUUUCGAAACGCAUCUUCAAGUCCUAAGCGUGGCUCUACUUGGGACAGCAUGUCCAAAAAAAAAUCACACGUCCAGGCCCAGGAAGAGAUUUCCCAGCUUCGUCAGGAAGUCAUCAAAUGCACCAGGGCUCCAAGAAGUACUGUGGCAGCUCAAGCAAUGCUAAGGCAUGUGGAGACGGAAAGGGAUACAGCACUGUCACAAUUACGAAGGAUGACUGCAGAACAUGACAGUCUCAGGAAGCAGCUGAAGAUUUCCCAAGAGACUGCAUUUAAUGAAAAAGCUCAUUUGCAGCAGAGAAUUGAAGAGCUAGAAACUACUAUUCAAAAUUUAGAUAGUGAACGGUUAGAGCAGAUGUCCAGAAUGGCUCUAAUGAAAGAACACAUCGAUUCUCUGGAAACAGAGGUAAAAAUAAUGUCAAGAAGAUGCCAGGACUCUGAGAAUGAGCUAAGCCACCAGAAGGAUGAAUGUAUUUCACUGAGUCUAAUGAAGGAAAAGACAGAGCAGAUUCUUUCAGAGGCACAGCGAAGUCUUACUAAGAAAAAAUAUGAAAUUCAACUUAAUGAAGAGAAAAUUAAGCUUCUGGAUGAAAAAAUUGAUGACUUUUCAAAACAAAGUUCUGCACAAGAAGAGAAGAUCUGUGCAUUGAAAGAUACAAUUGUGCAACUUGAUAAAGAGAAGGAAACUUUGCAAGAAUGCCUGGAAGAAGAAAGAGAGAAGAUCGUCACUUUUGAGGAAAACCUGAAGAUUAAAGAGAAAACUAUUUCAGAUUUGAAGAUUCUGAUUUCCGAUUUGGAGCGUUCGAUACAAAAAUCUGCUGAAGCGCUGUGUACCUGUGAGAAAGAUAUCACCAGUUUGCAACAACAGCUGCAAGAAGCCAACAAAGAACUUGCACAAGCUAACAACAACAGAGAAAUGUUAGCUCAGGAGAAGGACAGGUUACAAGAGCAUCUUUCUAAUGCUAAACAAGAAAAUCAGGUACUACAUAUGAAAAUAACUAAGUAUAAGAAUGAGCUUGAUGAGAUGAAGUUGAAAGCCCAGGAUUCAAACACGGAUAUUGCCAGACUAAAGGGAGUACUGAAGUUUAAAGAGAGAGAGAACUGUGAGCUUUUGGAGAAUUACCACAAAGCCCGUGAACAAGGAGAAAGUUGGGAAGCAAAGUGCCAUCAAGCAGAAGAAGACUGUAACUCUGUCAGAUUGGCAUUAAUCAGUGCGGAGUCUGAGAACCGCAGGUUGAAAGAGAAAAUGAAGACUCUUGAGACAGAGAUGGAGCAACUGCAGAGUGAAUGUGAUUCAUCCCAUUCUGAAAUAGAGCUGCUGAGAAGACAACUGGAAAAUGAAAGAGCAUCUCUGAAAAAUCUGGAAUCUUUGCUUGCGUCCAAUCGUGAGAGAGAAUUUCAGUCACAGAUAGCAGAGCAAGAGAAAGACUCCGAAAUUCUGCUUCUCAAGGAGCAACUUUUUUUAGCAGAGAAUAAACUCACUGUGAAGAGUCGAGAUUUCACUCAGCUCAAAAAUACAGCAGCUCAGCUAGAGUCAGAAUUGGAUAUCACUAGAAGACAGCUGGCAACUGAGAGGUUUGAAAGGGAACGAGCUGUACAGGAACUUCGAUGCCAGAAUCGUACAGUCACGUAUCAGUUAAGCUCUACAUUAAGAACAUCAUCACCUGAACGUGCUCAUCAUCCACUUCCUGACUGGUCUCUGGACAGUUCCCUGGAAGGGAAUUCUUCAUUCAAGGACUUCUAAUAUUAUAUUCACAAUGGCCUGUGAAGACUGCACACUAUUUGGAGAGUUCAAGUUUAAUUUGCAUUCAGUUAUCAUUUUUGCCUGCUGAAUGCUUUAUUUCAUUAAAUCUAUUUCAAAAAUACUUGCAUGAUUUAUAUACACUCUUUGUUGUUCAUUGGGAAGAAAUUGGUAUGGAUAGCUUCCUUUCCUUCCCCUCCCCGCUCAUGUAUUUUUGUGUUACAUGGCACAUCCAUCACUGUAAACAUAAAAAAAGUUCAGGUUACAUUGAUUGUACUCACAUUGUACUGUAAUUUUAACAUUGUGCAUUAUUUUAAAAGGUCAGUGAUAUAAUUAAAAAACAGGAUAGCAAAUAACAAUAUGAAACUUUAUUGGAGGAAAAAGGUGUCUAUGUUCAGGUGUCAUGAUUUGAAAGUGUGAGGGCUACGCUGAAAGUAAUGCCUCCUAUUUUGUGGUGUUGGCCCAUGAUGACAGAGGCAGAUGUUGGUGGGAUGGCAGUGGAGGUUGAACCUUCCCACCAAUAUUCCAUUACAUGCUUUGCUGUGUGACAGAUGGCAGCAGAGGGGCAGUCUGACACAGCAGUGGCUGACAUGAAAGUGCGACUGAAGAGAAGGCACGUCAUUGAAUUCUGGAAAAAUAGCACCCACUGACAUUCAUAGAUGCUUGCUGAAUGUUUAUGGAGACCAAGCAGUGGAUGUGAGCACGGUGAGGUGGUGUGUGGUGCAUUUUAGCAGUGGCAGCAGCUGGUACAGAUUGUUACUAGAGCAAUACACAGAGUCUUCUUCAUUGCUGGUGAAAACACCUAGCUGUUGAUUGUGACUAUGUUGAAAAAUAAGGUUUUGUAGCUGAGAAUUUGCUCUAUCAGAUAGUGUUGUUGUGCUCCUUGUAUCUACUGUAGUUUCCAUGGAAAUAAAAAGGAGGCAUUACUUUCAGAGCAACUGAUCUGUUUUUGAUGGACUAUGUGAAGAAUGCAUUUAAAAGAGUGCUAUGCCAUUUCAAGAUAGGCAGUUUUUUUGUUGUUGGCUUUUUUUCCUCUCUUAAAACCUAAACUACUUCUUAAUUUGUCUGAAAUAGAAUAGUAAUGCUAGGAGUUACAACAGUGUUGUGAUAACUAUGAAGAUGUGCAUUUUUUUAUGUUUCUCAUAUACAUAUAUACUUGGAGCGUGUUCAGUUUCUGACAAUUUUACUACAAUUGCACUAACUUUCUAAUUAAAGAGCUUUUUUAAUAUGAAUGAGAACUUCUUGGUGAUAUUUACUGGCACUUGCUCAGAAUUUCAGCUACCAUGCCAUAAUAUUUGUCAGUGUUACACAUUCUCCACCAUCAAAUGCAAGAGAGAAUGUAGAACUCUCCCCUACAAAUCAGCUGAAAAAUCCCUACCUCUGACUUCAGAAAUAGAUAAGUAAUUCCUAUUUAAAAUAGAAAAUAACUCACUUCUUGGUUUCACUUUUUUUUUUCUUCAAUAGAUUAUUCAUCUUUUUUGUUUUCUUUGUCAAAGUAUUUUAAAAUGGUCUCCAGCUUAUUUUCAAAAGCAAAAUCAAGUUGGUAAUGGUUUGAACAUGUAUCUCGUUUGUGCUUCACAUGUGUUUGGUUUGUGACAAUCUGACUCCUAAGCAUUAAAAUUCAUAUGUUAAGUAAUGGUUAGAGACAGCAUAAUCCAUAUAAAUGCUCCUAAGUACUUUUAAAAACAUGUUAACAUGAGCUAUAGAUAUGACCCUAUGUUGCUUUUUAGGAACAGGUUUCUUUAAAGAUCCUGUGAAAGCAUUUUGAUGAAUAAUGUAUUAAAAAAAUAAAUUAAAAUGAAUCUGUAAUGUAAAUUCUAGGAUUACCUUCCUCAAGGUAACAAUAAUUUACUCUUCAAUAUAGGUGGUCUGGUUUUAGUUUGCAGGAUUCUUCAUUCUUUGGGGGACUCUUACUCAGCCACAGAAGUCAUUUCAGCAGUCACCAGUGUUAAGAGGGUGGCUUGAAGUAAUAGAGACAGCAGAAUCAGAUGUAAUGACAUUAUACAUUUCCUUACUAUGCACUUACUAAAAGGUACAAGAGAAAGUGAUCAUCUCAGAAGAUGAGAAAAAGUCAUUUGUUUUGCAGUCAUCUUACCGUACUGAUUUUUUAGAAGAUGGUUACAAAGAAGUUUGAGAAAUGUGAUCUUAGUCAAUAAGUCUGUAACAAACAGGAGGGGAAUCAACUCUUUGAAAGGGUAGAUAACUGCAGGACAAGGGGAAAUGGUUUUAAGUUGAGGGAGGGGAGAUUUAGGUUGGAU